AUUAUACUAUUGUAGCUCUCUACAUCCUGAAGGAAACAAGACUUGGCCAAUCAUAUUUCGCUUUGUUCAACCGUCGUCCAAUAAUCUGUGAGCUUGUUGGAUUACGACAGAAAGCAACAAGAAGUUUCCAAAAUGGUGCUUGAAAGUACUAUGGUCUGUGUGGACAACAGCGAGUACAUGAGAAAUGGAGACUUCCUGCCAACGAGGCUACAGGCUCAGCAGGAUGCUGUCAACAUUGUCUGCCACUCCAAAACACGCAGCAAUCCAGAAAACAACGUGGGCCUCAUCACUAUGGCAAAUAACUGUGAAGUCCUGACCACGCUGACUCCGGAUACUGGCCGCAUCCUGUCCAAACUCCACGCUGUCCAGCCCAGAGGGAAGAUUUCCUUCUGCACAGGCAUCCGAGUCGCUCAUCUGGCCCUAAAGCACAGACAAGGAAAAAACCACAAGAUGAGGAUCAUUGCCUUUGUUGGGAGUCCUGUGGAGGAUAAUGAAAAAGAUCUUGUGAAGUUGGCAAAGCGCUUGAAAAAGGAGAAAGUGAAUGUGGAUAUUAUUAAUUUUGGAGAGGAGGAGGUGAACACAGAGAAGCUGACUGCUUUUAUAAAUACUCUAAAUGGGAAGGAGGGGACGGGCUCCCACCUGGUCACAGUGCCUCCAGGACCCAGUCUGGCUGAUGCUCUGCUGUCCUCUCCCAUCCUGGCCGGUGAAGGAGGCUCUAUGAUGGGUCUCGGUGCAAGCGACUUUGAGUUUGGGGUAGAUCCCAGUGCUGAUCCAGAGCUGGCCUUGGCCCUGCGUGUAUCAAUGGAGGAGCAGCGACAGAGGCAGGAGGAAGAGGCCCGCAGAGCUGCUGCCGCUUCUGCGGCCGAGGCAGGCGUGCCCACACCCAGCGCAGAUGAAUCAGAGGAGGCUUUACUGAAGAUGUCAGUAUCUCAGCCUGAGAGUGGUGCAGCAGUGCUUCCUGACUUCAGCAGCAUGACAGAGGAGGAGCAGAUAGCCUACGCCAUGCAGAUGUCUCUUGCUGGAGGAGAGUAUGGUGAAAUGGACACAGGAGCCCCCAUGGACACAGCUGAGUCAGCCAAGGAGGAAGAUGACUAUGACGUGAUGCAAGACCCAGAGUUCCUUCAGAGCGUCUUGGAGAACCUGCCGGGUGUCGACCCCAACAACGAGGCCAUCCGCAACGCCAUGGGCUCCCUGGCCUCCCAGACGGGAAACAAGCCAGACGGCAAAAAGGACGAAGAGAAGAAGAAAUGAGGAAUGAAACUAGAGAAACAUGAACAAUUGCAGACUAAUGCGGGAUUUCCUACGUAUAUGACAAGAUUGCUGAUGCAUCGCCCUGCAUGACAGCACUCAGACAUUUAUUACUAUCCUUCUCUGUCGAGACACUCAGAGGCACCAAUAUAGAAGAAAAUACUGCAGUACUGAAUAACUAUGUAGUGUUUAAUUUGCCCACAAAGAAACUGAUACUAUUAAAAUAUAAUAAUGGUCCAUUCUCAAAUUGCCUUGUGCACACUUCACUCUACAUUUCUCUACAUGGUUAUAACAAUUAAUGAUAAUUCUCGCCACAGAUUUUUCUUUUUUCUGGUGGCAGGCUUUGAAACCAAACAAUUAGCCACACUCCUGUCAUGUCUUUGUGGGUUUCUUUUGCAAUAAAAACUGUGUGUAAA
Molecule: messenger RNA, 1664 nt
Organism: Oreochromis niloticus (Nile tilapia)
Lineage: Eukaryota; Metazoa; Chordata; Actinopteri; Cichliformes; Cichlidae
Gene: psmd4a
Product: proteasome 26S subunit ubiquitin receptor, non-ATPase 4a
Exons: 10
Coding region: 133-1251 (372 amino acids)
Biological process (GO): proteasome-mediated ubiquitin-dependent protein catabolic process
Cellular component (GO): cytosol; proteasome regulatory particle, base subcomplex; nucleus
Molecular function (GO): polyubiquitin modification-dependent protein binding
Source: RefSeq, a predicted model, not a curated record